UGCUAUUCUUCCACCAGUACUGUCUGAGUCCAGUUGAUAUUGGGCUCUCAUCUUCAGUUGACCGUCCUCCAUUAUAUGAAUAUGAAGAAUUCGGUACGAGUGGUGCUAUAAUCCGACCUUUUAAAGAUCUUCAUGAAGGUCAUGAAAUAUUUGGAGUUCGCGGUGAUAAGCAAACUUUAGCCAAUCUCUUAACAGCUCUUGGUUUCAAUCGAAUUAAUAGCUCCCGAAACUGGACUAGAGAAGAUCUAGAUGAUAUUUUAAAUAUUGGUGAUAAAUUAUUUUGUAAAAUUUACAUGGCUUUGCCAGAAUGUCAAGCCCGGGAUUACAAACUUCAAUGGGAAGAUAUUGUACCAGUUAUUGGAAUAAAUAAGUUCACAUUUACUCGUGAGCCAGUAAUUGGAGUUCUUGAAAUCUUACCUGAAGUCAUGGGUGAGGAAGGGGAGAAUGAAAUGGGUACCCAAGAAGAUUACGAUAAUGAAGAAGGUUUUGAAGCACAAGAUGACGAGUUAUUUGUUCGACCUCAGGGUAGUAUUGCUGAAGCAGCUCCUCUUGCCAAUGAUCUCAAGGGAAUUCUUCAAUCUUGGGAUAUGAAGAAAAGUGAUCAUCAUGAAGCGGUGUUAGAAACAGAUUUUUACAGGAUUGCUAUUUGGAAAAGGGACAAUUUGUAUUUCGUCUUUGAUCCGAAGGCAUCUGGGGAUAAUGGAGAACUAACUGAAAGACGCAUAGAAAUGGGUAAAGAUCAGUUAGCUGGAGAUGACUUGUCUAUAAUGGCAGCUCAACAAAAGCAAACAGAAGAUAACCCUGAUGAUGAUGAAGAAACUCCAAGAAAACUACCAUCCGAACGCCCUCUGUAUUUGGAAAAACGUACUUACACUCAUUAUGACAAUCAGGGUUCUGCAUAUACAGCUUGGUUUUCGAAUUUCGAUGAGUUUUUCGAACAUAUAUCUUCGAAAACUCCUCAAGACUACAAAUAUGGACAAUUUACCCUUCACGAUUUGAUUUUGACCAGUCAAUCAGUUGCAACUGAUGAUUUUGAAUUCAAACUUAAACCUGGUUAUCAUGCUAUAACUCCUAACCAUUCUCUCAUUCGUGGUUCAAUAGCUCAAAAUAGUUCCUCAUUAACCAAUCGUAAUAAACAAGAAAUAAGUAAUUGUAUAGUUUCAAUAGCUUUUGCUAAAAUAACACCAUCAAGUAAAAUGACAACAACUUUGUUGGAUGUUCAACUUAAAUAUGGAGAUCGUCUAUACACUAAAAGCCUUGAAGCUCUUAAAAAAUCUGACAUGAUAAAAUUUAUGAAUAUUGACAAACUUUCAUUGGAAGAUAUUUUAUCAAUAUUUAAUAUUCAUAAAAUACGAUUUAAAUGGAAAAUUAAUUCAACAAUUAAUGGAAAUUUUAUGUUGAAUGAAUUGAAGAAGGCAACUGGAAAGUUGGGUAGCAUUGAAAAUGGUUCUGCAAUGAUUCUUAAUCAUAAAGGAUAUUUUAUGGCAUUUUGGAAAGGUGAUGGUGGUGGUUUUUAUUUGUAUGAUCCAUUUGAAACGAAUCCUAAUGGAGUACUGGUUGAGAAUGGCAGUGGUUUACCUUCGAUGUCGAAAUUUACUAAAUUGGAUAAUUUGUUACAUUAUUUGUUGUCGAAAUUUGUUUGUGUGGAAGGAUUGAAUACAUUUACUUUAUAUACGAUUGGCAUUGAAAGUACCCCCACUGAAACAAUAAAUACCCAUUCAACUCCAGUCGAACAAGAUCUCAUGACAUCAAGAUUAAUUUCACGCGUAACAAGAGAUCAAAAUUUAUUUCAACCUUAUCAAACGGAUAUGCGAAUUUUCAAAUCACCACUUCUUACUGACAAAAUUCCUCAAUAUGGUCUUGCUCUUGCCGCAUUGAUUCAUAGUCGAUUGCAAUUUGUUGAAAUAUGGAAUUCUAACAUUUCUCAGAGGAUAGCAUUUUUGUCAAGAUAUCUUCUUCAAAAAACCGAUUGUGAAAUUGAGCUUCUUCGGUCACCCGUAACAUUCGAUGAAAUUCGAAGCAAUUUUAUCAUCGAUAAUGAAUUUCUAUGCAAUAUUAUAUUCACCAAAAAUAUACAAGGUCCAGUUUUUAGUACAAAACGAACUGAAAUUGUUGGUGUGAAUUUAAAAAAUGCUUUGACAAUGUUUUUUAAAAAUUGUCAACAAGUUGUUGUCUUCUUUCCUGGGACUGGUAAUGCAUUUGCAAUAUGGAAAGAAAAAGGAGGAAUAUUUUAUUUAUUUGGAAUUGAUCGAGUUGAAAGGGAAAUUUUUGUAAUAACUUCAUCAAUUUUAUUAAACCUCUACGAUAUCGUUGUGAAAGGAAUUAAUCCAGAAGAAGAUUUAAAUAAUUGGUAUGAACUACGAAGUGUUACGGUGACAAUAGUACCAAUUAAGGAAGGCAUUUGUAAACCAUUGAAGAUAACAAACGACACUGUUGACGGUCCUUUAUCAACAAGAAGUGGUUAUUAUGUAUCAUCUCAAGCCAAAGAACCUUUUUAUUACGAUUAUAUUUCUGAAAAACCAGAAGGUUUAUUGAUAAGACCACAAGAAUCGGAAUUUUUUAAAGUUUCAAAAGGAAUUGAGAUUCUUUAUUCUGGUGAUAUUUUAAAAUCACACAGAUUCUAUGGAACUAAGGAUUUCUUUCCAAGCUUACAGGCAGCAUGUGUAGAAGCAAGUGCUUUAGCUAGGGUCAAAUCGCCAACCCUGUGGACAAAGAUGACUUUGAAGAAAAUACUCUUAGCUGGAGUUAAGAUUUACAUCCAUACUGUUGCAGGUAUAAAAAAUAGUAGUUUUUGUACUAGAUUUCUAAUUGUACUAGAUUUCUACUCAUAAAGUAGUCUACCACCUCCAA
Messenger RNA from Episyrphus balteatus (marmalade hoverfly), 2850 nucleotides. RefSeq lists its product as uncharacterized. NCBI's taxonomy places the organism in Eukaryota, Metazoa, Arthropoda, Insecta, Diptera, Syrphidae. The record is from RefSeq and is a predicted model, not a curated record. The coding region runs from base 294 to 2831 and encodes 845 amino acids. The transcript is spliced from 4 exons.